Molecule: messenger RNA, 1069 nt
Organism: Astyanax mexicanus (Mexican tetra)
Lineage: Eukaryota; Metazoa; Chordata; Actinopteri; Characiformes; Acestrorhamphidae
Gene: lzic
Product: leucine zipper and CTNNBIP1 domain containing
Exons: 7
Coding region: 124-696 (190 amino acids)
Molecular function (GO): beta-catenin binding
Source: RefSeq, a predicted model, not a curated record
GCACGGUUUGCGCAGUCGGGCUGGCUUUGUGUAUAGGAAGGCUAGCUGCCAGUAGAUUUGUGAACUUCUGGAGCGGAUUCUCCAACAAUCAGCACCUCUUUUAGCGGAGAACUGGUAUCUAGGAUGGCUUCCCGGGGGAAAUCAGAAACAGGUAAACUGAAACAGAACAUGGAGGAGCAGCUGGACCGACUCAUGCAGCAACUGCAAGAUUUAGAGGAGUGCAGAGAGGAGCUGGAUGAUGAAGAAUAUGAGGAAACUAAAAAGGAGACGUUGGAGCAGUUGAGUGAGUUCAAUGAAUCUCUGAAGAAGCUGAUGUCCGGGAACAUGACGCUGGUUGAUGAAUUAGGAGGAAUGCAGUUGGCCAUCCAAGCUGCCAUCAGCCAGGCGUUUAAGACCCCUGAAGUUAUACGACUGUUUGCUAAGAAGCAGCCUGGUCAGUUAAGAACAAGACUAGCAGAGAUGGACCGUGAUGUGAUGGUGGGGAAGCUCCCGAGAGAUCAGUACACUCAGCAGAAGGUGGAGAUACUUACAGCUCUAAGAAAGUUGGGAGAGAAGCUCACAGCUGAGGAUGAAGCUUUUCUUGCAGCGAAUGCCAGUGCCACUCUCAGCCAGUUUGAAAAGAUUACGGCGAAUUUGGGAUCUGAGGAUAAGAUCAUGGCUUUAGCUAGUUCAGGAGUGGAGAAGACGCAGGCCUAAGAGUGCACUUUUUCCUGAUGUUGUGUUGUGUAAAUGCUGUGAGUGAUUUUUAAACUGUGUUUUAAUGUAGUGUCAUGGUCCUUCAAUGAGGAUCACAAUUCUGAGGUGCCAUACAGCCACUGAUUUUCUUAAAUCACGUCCUUAUUUCCACACUCUGACCCACUGAUCUCUCCAGCUCUAGGGUGAUGUGUUGAAUUUAUGCUUCUGUUUUUAUUUAAUAUGUAUAUAUAUAUAUAUAUAUAUUAUUGCACACUAGUUAGGUACUCAAACUGUAGUCAGUCUUGUAUUUCUGUAUCUGGUCACAGUCACAGUAAAGUCAGAUACAGUGUAUAAUUUAUAUUUUCCAAUGGUGGGAGUGUAUAAAAUAAUGGAA